CAAGGAAGACAAAGCAGUUGUCGAGUGGCCGUCGGGCGCGAAUCUUCCCUCGCCCUUCGUGAGGGGAGGUCGUGAUUUGGCUCAAGGUUCAAGCGAGGCAAUGGAGUUUGAUGAUAGGCUUCUGCACCAGCGUAAUGUUGGCCGUGAAAAUUCCCGGGGCAGUGCAGUUGCCCUGGACGAGGACAACGACGAGGACGAGGAAGGAGGAAGUGCCGGCCCGCAUGACGACGGCGGUAAUGAAGCAGAUGUAGAAGUUGGGGAUGACAACAUGCAGGACCGGGGCGCGCUUGCUGACGCGGACGCCGACACGCCAAUGCAUGGUCAUGACAUCUCCCCCGCCGGCGCUGUGGGAGCCGCACGUGGUCAGCCCUCGACGUCCCGUGGGAUUUCGCUAUCGCAAAGCAGGAGUAAGGGUGGGCACGACUCACAUGCAAUGCAAGGACCAAAGGCGAAAAAAAGGAUAAGGGAGACUUCUCCGUCUGCUUCUACUCACAAGAGGCAAGCCAGGACUGACGCUGUUAAUGAGGCUCGUGAAGCUUUGACAGCGUCCCAAGAGGCGCGGCCUCCUCGGAAAAACAGCCAAGGGGGGCGAUCUGGGGGUCAAGGCAGUGGCUGUGGGGGCGGUGGCCGUGGCGGGGCGCGGAAAGGCUCCCAGAGGGUGAGACCACAAGAGUUGCAGGACUCGGGGGAUGAGGGCGAGGGAGUGGAUCCUCGCAUGCCCAAAGAUGCUGAUGAGCCGGUUCAACGCGUCGUGCCCAUCGACACUACGCGUUAUUUCUUCCUCGAGUACGACGACCAAGGCUUUGCUACGCAAGACGUCUAUGCUCUUCGCGUGGACGUCAUGAGAAUCAAACGCAUUCCCCGCGGAAUGAUUCUUUUCAACCACCGCUCGUUGUUUGAAAACAUUGUGCGAGGCAUCGAGAAUGUCAUCGAAAGUUCCAUCAGCACGGACCCGGGGGCGUGGGAUAGGCCCGAGCUCGUGCUUGCGCCAGUUGACCGCAAUGACAUUGUCGGCAGCCAGGGAAGACGGAUCACGCCGACCGAAUUCUUGGAAAGGGACCCGGCAGAGUUCGACAGGUACGCUGUCUGUGGUCAGCAUACCGUUGAGGCCAUGAAGAGAUUGGUCAGAAAGGACUCCCCGACAGUUAAAGUUUAUGGCCUCAACGCGUACUCUAAGGUCUUGCCUCCAAGAGUGAACACAGAGUGUCUCCUCGACAUCAUGCGAAAGGAGCAGUACAUGGUGCGUAUGUUCAAUUAUGUUCUGUUCCGCGCGGAGGGAAGGGCGGACGACGAAUGGAAUGACGUGUUUUUCAUGUCGUACAAGGACCUUGAAGACAGGUAUGGGCCAAACGGUUUGUGCGUUGCUGAAUGGGAGAAGGAACGGGACAAGUUACAUGUCAAUAAGGUGAAGAUGGUCCCUCAACAACUUGGAGGAGUGGAGGAGGCAAGGCAAGGUAAUAAUGUCAUUGCCUGCGACGAGUCGGCCAAGGACAUUGCAUAUCUGACAAAGUUCGUCGAUAUACUUGUGAAGGAUGAGAGAUUCGCCUGUCAUGUCAAGAAGCCACGUUGCAAACAUCGUAGCAACAGGGACAUGUUCCACAAAUUGGGAUGCAAGAGACUAAAGGUGUGGGAAUACCUGUUCCGCGAUGCGCCACAAGGACGGCUUGACGGGAAUUACAUCUACAGGAAAGCAAAAGUGACAAAGACCCUGAAACAUUAUCACGGUGCUCUUACUAGCGCCUUUGAGACUUUUGUUGCUCGAUGCGAGAUCCUGAAGUUCGAUCUUCAUAAAGACCAGCUGACGUCCAAGGACUACGCUAACCUCGCGAAAUCGGGUGACGACUUUAACCCCAUCGACAGCGAGGAAGACUCUUCGGAGUCCGACCUCGAAUCGGGCGAAAACAAGGGUGGUGAAGGUCUGGGCGGUGGCAUGGUGCGGUCACACGAUAAAGGGACCGUUCGCUCGUAUGAAAGACCCGUACCGGUGGCCGCCCACAGUGUUGGCUCAAUGGUGGCCCCCAUGGAGGGCACCGGUUUGCCAAACAUGGGAAUAUGUGGUCCCAAUGAUGACGAUGACAUUGAUAUGCCAGGCGAGGCGUCGAAGCUCGCACCAGGCGAUCCAAUUCUUCCCGGCUAUUGUGCUGAUCCGACCACAAUUUAUUUCUUGGGGGGCAAACACGUCCGCACUGGUGCCACGUACGAGAGUUUAUUACUGACAUGCGCCGCAUUAGAAGGCACGUCCGAAAUGCAGUCAGAGUCAGGUGUUGGCCUGAGCGUGUCGGAUAGUCAGUUGCAACCGGAGUUAUGCACAGGCAAAGGUGAUGCACAAUCACCGCUGACACCACAGGGAGGGGCCGCUGCGGAUGGUGGGAAGGGAGGGGAUGUGGAGGGAAUCUUCCAUCCUCGCAAUCUUGAGACCUUAACCGAUGAUUUUGAUUAUGGGGGUGAGAGUGGAAAUGACGUGGUCAAUACGAGGGGAGUGUGAAAUGAUCGUGCAAAUGACAACAACUGAUACAAGAUUGUGCAAAAGAGG
This is a messenger RNA of Chara braunii, 2533 nucleotides long. NCBI's taxonomy places the organism in Eukaryota, Viridiplantae, Streptophyta, Charophyceae, Charales, Characeae. The record is from the annotation of a GenBank genome assembly.